This is a messenger RNA of Nerophis lumbriciformis (worm pipefish), 2521 nucleotides long. RefSeq names its product JunE proto-oncogene, AP-1 transcription factor subunit (gene june). The record is from RefSeq and is a predicted model, not a curated record. NCBI's taxonomy places the organism in Eukaryota, Metazoa, Chordata, Actinopteri, Syngnathiformes, Syngnathidae. Gene Ontology annotation, biological process: regulation of transcription by RNA polymerase II; regulation of cell cycle; regulation of cell population proliferation. Gene Ontology annotation, molecular function: DNA-binding transcription factor activity, RNA polymerase II-specific; transcription factor binding; RNA polymerase II cis-regulatory region sequence-specific DNA binding. Gene Ontology annotation, cellular component: transcription regulator complex.
CAAGUUGGAGCGUGAGCGUAUGUGAGCGCGCGUCAUGUGUGAGCGAGGAUACUUGUUGGAAAAGGAAAGAAAAUAUUUUGUUUUCUCCAUGAUUCUUCGUCCUCUGUUUCUCUCUUCUUCUUCUUCUUCAUCUUCCGCCCACUGACAUCAGUGGAAUGUUUCAAUCUCUCUCGAUAUUGAGGUUAAUCUGAUUAUGAAGAUUACCUCUGAGAGACGCCCUCAUCAAUGACGACUAAGAUGGAGACUCCUUUCUACCAUGACGACUCGCCCGCCGUCUCCGGUUUCAGCCACUUUGGAGAAUACGAGCUUUAUGCCGGAAACAAGAUGCUGAUGAGCAAGAAGGCCAUGUCUUCAGCGGGUAGCCAUCAUUUCCCCGGUGGAGGCAUGAGUGUGGCCGGAGGAAGGGCAACCAACCCCAACAACAUUGGACUUGACAACAGCUCCCUCAUGACGUCAUCAUCGGCCGACAUGAGCCAAUUGAAGCUGGCCUCACCCGAACUGGAGCAUUUGAUUAUUCAGUCCAACCAAGGCCUGGUCACCACCAGCCCGGUGUCCACCUCCACCCAUCCUUUCAUCUACCGCGGCCAGGCCACUAAUGAGCAAGAAGGCUUUGCUGACGGUUUCGUCCAAGCCCUCGCAGACCUUCAUAAGCAGAACCAGCUGGUUGGUUGUCCCAUGUCCCCGUCUUCCUCAUCCAACGUCUCCUUGCAGGUGUCCUACCAGAGGAACUUAAUGACCAGCGGUGACAUCCCCAUCUACACCAACCUCAGCAGCUACAGCCACGGACCGAUGGCGUUCUCCAGCGGGCAGAUGGCAUACAGGGGUGUUCCGGACCAUAACAACACUCAAUCACACACUCGAGUUCCGGAUGCUCCUCAGACGGUCCCUGAGGUUCCCCAUCCGUCCGGAGACCCGACGUCCCCGCCUUGCCUCUCGCCCAUCGACCUAGAGACGCAAGAGAGGAUUAAAGCAGAGCGCAAAAAGCUCCGCAAUCGCAUCGCGGCGUCUAAAUGCCGUAAGCGCAAACUGGAGAGGAUCUCACGGCUGGAGGAGAAGGUGAAGAUCCUGAAGAGUCAGAACUCAGAUUUGGCCUCCACUGCCUCUGUGCUGCGGGAGCAGGUCGCUCAGCUGAAACAGAAGGUCAUGAGUCAUGUCACCAACGGUUGCCAGAUUGCUGUCAGCUCUGCCACGAAAUCUGGAGGAGGGGGCAGCGCUGGAAGCAAGGACUGCUGAGGAGACCAGAAUAUCAGAUCACAUUUUUUACAACGUUGGCCGAUUUGCAAUUAACUAAGGCUUGUUUUUCUAAGAGGGGCGGAGCUUAACAGGAGACUUCCUGGACAUGAACAAAGUUAACGGAUUCUGACACAAGUUCGAAACACUUUAAGGAGCUCAGCUAUUAUCUAUUUGAACUAAUUUUGCAUCUUCAAUAGGGCUGGGAAUUUUGGUAUCAUUCUGUUACAUAAAUACAGGACUAGUAAUGCCGUUACUGAUACUUUUGACUUGAAAUGUCAUAAUCAUUGAAUAACAUGUGGAUUUGCUUCUAGUUAGUUGAUUAUGAGAACACAGGAAAACGAUUUUAUCCAAAGAAAAAUGUUUUUGAUCAUUGAUUAUUUAUUUUUUUUAAGAUUUAUUUCGGAUUAUCAAUUUUUACAGCAGUAUACCGUAUUUUUCGGACUAUAAGUCGAGGUUUUUUUUAUAGUUUGGCCGUGGGUGCGACAUAUACUCCGGAGCGACUUAUGUGUGAAAUUAUUAACAUAUUACCGUAAAAUAUCAAAUAAUAUUAUUUAUCUAAUUCGCGUGAGCGACGAAGAAAAUGUCAGCAAUCGUCACUCACACGCCAACCAAUAAGAAUUCGGCGGGGGCGGGUCAUGGCAGAAGUGCAUUGUGGGUUUUGGAAUGCUAACUGCUAUAUGCUAUACGCUACUGCCGGAGCUAUUAAAAUAGAUCACAGCAACAUUGGCGGUAACUUAUAAAAACUGAGAAGGGCUGAACUAAAAUGGCACCGAAAAGGAAAUCAUAUACUGCAGAUUACAAGCUGGACAUAGUGAAAUUUGCACCAGAAAACGGCGAUCGAGCAGCAGAAAGAAUGGACGCUAGCGGCGCAUACCAGAGGCGACACCGAGGAGGAAGAUUUCAUCGGAUUUAGCGAUCGGGAGUGACAGAUUGUUUGGUAAACGUUUAGCAUGUUCUGUAUGUUAUAGUUAUUUGAAUGACUCUUACCAUAAUAUGUUACGUUAACAUACCAGGCACGUUCUCAGUUGGUUAUUUAUGCGUCAUAUAAUGUACACUUAUUCAGCCUGUUUUUCACUAUUCUUUAUUUAUUUUAAAUUGCCUUUCAAAUGUCUAUUCUUGGUGUUGGAUUUUAUCAAAUAAAUUUCCCCCAAAAAUGCGACUUAUACUCCAGUGCGACUUAUAUAUGUUUUUUUUUCUUCUUUAUUGUGCAUUUUCGGUCCGUGCGACAUAUACUCCGGAGCGAUUUAUAAUCCGAAAAAUACGGUACAUUGAAAUGUCCACAAAACAC